Molecule: messenger RNA, 966 nt
Organism: Aspergillus puulaauensis
Lineage: Eukaryota; Fungi; Ascomycota; Eurotiomycetes; Eurotiales; Aspergillaceae
Gene: RED1
Product: RNA elimination defective protein Red1
Exons: 8
Coding region: 1-966 (321 amino acids)
Biological process (GO): triglyceride catabolic process; phosphatidic acid biosynthetic process
Cellular component (GO): endoplasmic reticulum; lipid droplet
Molecular function (GO): triacylglycerol lipase activity; acylglycerone-phosphate reductase (NADP+) activity
Source: RefSeq, a predicted model, not a curated record
AUGCGUUUGUCUCCCAGCGCACCCCGCCUCCUCUCAGAUACACAGCUAACAAGCAGACUAUCAUAUAGUGGAAUAUGUUAUACCAUGCCAGCAACAGACACCAACGCCAACGAGGCCGAGAAGAUGUUCAGAGUGAACGUCUUCGGCCCAAUGCGAGUCGUCCACUACUUACACCCCCUGCUAAUCGAGGCCAAAGCAGUCAUCGUCAACAUUGGAUCCAUUGGAGGCGUAUGUCCUUAUGUAUAUGGAGCAUCGUAUAAUGCGAGCAAAGCGGCACUCCAUCAUUACGGGAACACCCUGCGAGUUGAAAUGCGGCCGUUUGGUGCCCGAGUUGUGAAUGUUAUCUCGGGCGAAGUGAGCACGAAUAUCUUGAAAAGUGAUCAGGGGAGGUCUCUGCCAUCUAAAUCCGCGUAUAGCCCCCUGAAGGACGCUUUUCAGGCCCAUGUUCAGCGAACGCCAGAUGCCAUGACUCCUACUCAGUAUGCCGCUGGGGUGGUCAAGGAAAUCCUGAAGCCAUCUCCAGCUGCCUGGUUCUGGUUCGGUGCUUCUUCUGGCAUGAUCCGGUUCAUUGAUGCAUUUCUCCCUAGGACGUUCUGGGAUUGGAUGUUUGGGCGCAUGUUCGGCCUUGACCGGCUGGUUGGGACGCAGUCUGGACAGAUGUCUGCUGUAUCUCGUAGCAAUGAGUAUCAGUUCUACCCAUAUGAAAUCGUUCGUGCCUCCGUCAAGAAGUAUCCACUAAUCUAUUCGAGAACAAACUACAAGAGCAAAAGAGAUGCGAAAAUGAUCAUCGACGGAGUAGCCCUAGCCACCGGUGCCGGUAUGCAGCAUAAUUCAUCCACGUCCAUGCGCUAUGCCCGUUCUAGGGAGAGGCUCCGAUCGUAUGACAGACAUUUCCAGCAGCCUGGAGUAGCCUGUGCCGCUGAAAGACGGAAUUCCGAUACUCUGCGCCCCGUGCGAGCUGUGUAA